Sebastes umbrosus (honeycomb rockfish) is the source of this 2271-nucleotide messenger RNA. RefSeq names its product glycerol kinase 5 (gene gk5). Gene Ontology annotation, cellular component: mitochondrion. Bases 382 to 1977 code for a protein of 531 amino acids. Lineage: Eukaryota; Metazoa; Chordata; Actinopteri; Perciformes; Sebastidae. Gene Ontology annotation, molecular function: glycerol kinase activity. The transcript is spliced from 18 exons. The record is from RefSeq and is a predicted model, not a curated record. Gene Ontology annotation, biological process: triglyceride metabolic process; glycerol-3-phosphate biosynthetic process; glycerol metabolic process.
UCAUCAAAUAACAACAAGUCUCUGGAAUCUCUCCUCCUAAAAGAGUGAUAAUCAGUGUCUGGACUUCACUGCUAUGAGCACAUAUAUGCUCAAGUGGACACCCACUGUAGGUUAAAUCAGCUCUCCACCAGACUCCAUGAUCACAAUACAGAAAUUGAAACCGGAAACGUGGUUCAAACAGGUUGAACUGGACUUCGAAGAAUCCGCAUUCCGAAGGUCGAGUUACAGCCUCGACACGACACCUCGUCACCCGGGUCAGGUACAGAUAAGGUAUCGGGUCAGGCCGCCCCUUCAGGAGGCUCUAAACAAGACCAGUAUGAGCUGACCACUGGAGGAUGUGGUGACUCAUUUGAUGGGUAGUAAGGACAACGUGUUUCUACAAUGGGGAGUCACAGGAGGAACGGUUUCAAGAAGGACAGCUUCAUUUUGUCGGUUGAUGUGGGGACAACCUCGAUCAGAUGUCACGUUUAUGACAAGGAGGCAAACAUCCGAGGGUCAUGCACCACCAAGGUUGUCGCCUUGUAUCCAGAGGUAGGACAUGUGGAGAUGGACCCAGAUGCAAUAUGGGAAGGGUUUAUCUCUGUGGUCAAGGGAGCAGUGCAAGAUGCAGGAGUGCAAAUGCAUCAGAUAGACGCCCUGGGCAUCUCCACCCAGCGUGGCACCUUCACAACAUGGGACAGGGAAACUGGGGUUCCUUUCCAUAACUUCAUCAGCUGGCAGGAUCAGAGGGCUGCAGACCUGGUGCAAACCUGGAACAGCUCCUGCACAUUGAAAGCAAUCCAUGGCGUGAUGAGUGUGGUCUACUUCCUGACAAGGCAGAAGCGGUCGCUUGCAGCAAGUCUUAUUGUCUUCUCCACUCAACAUGUCACCUUACGCCUCGCCUGGGUCCUAACACACUACAAGCAGGUUCGUCAAGCAGUAGCUGAAGGCAACUGCUGCUUUGGAACAAUAGACACCUGGCUGCUGUUCAAACUCACGAAAGGGCAGGUCCACGCCACAGACUACUCUAAUGCCAGUUCAACGGGAAUUUUCGACUCCUAUCAGAUGUGCUGGAGCCGCUUGCUCAGCUUUAUUGUUUCUCUGCCUCUCUCUAUUUUCCCCAAAGUAGAAAACACAGGCCAUGACUUUGGUUCCACAGACUCGUCCAUCUUCGGAGUCCCCAUUCCCAUCAUGUCGGUGAUGGCGGACCAGCAGGCGGCCAUGUUUGGAGAGUGCUGCUUUGACGUUGGUGAUGUCAAGAUCACCAUGGGAACGGGCACCUUCAUGGACAUCAACACCGGCAGCAAACCGCAUACGUCCGUAGCAGGUCUGUAUCCUCUGGUGGGAUGGAAGAUUGGCUCAGAGGUGGUUUAUCUGGCGGAGGGCAACGCAGCAGACACAGGCACUGCCAUCAGAUGGGCACAGGAGCUGGAGCUGUUCUCUGACGUCCAGGAGACAAGCAACAUGGCUUACAGCGUCAGCGACUCAGACGGAGUGUGUUUCGUUCCUUCCUUCAGUGGCCUGCAGGCUCCUCUAAAUGAUCCCAAAGCUUGUGCCUCCCUCAUGGGCCUCAAACCUUCUACCACCAAAAGUCAUCUAGUCCGAGCCAUUCUGGAGUCCGUCGCCUUCAGGAACAAGCAGCUCUAUGAGACGAUGCUGAGAGAAACUCAGAUUCCCAUCACAAAGAUCAGGAUGGAUGGCGGUGUUUCCUCCAACGACUUCGUCAUGCAGCUGACUGCAGACCUAUUUGGCAGGAAGUUAUCCAGACGCCAACACUACGAAAUGUCGUGUCUAGGGGCCGCUUUUGUUGCUGGACUUGGAAUUGGCUUCUGGAGGACCAGGGAAGAGCUGAAGAAGCUGCAGAGCAGCGACGAGGCGUUCUUGCCCCAACGAGCAUCCAAGGGCGGCGCUUGUAGCCCGAGUCGGGAGUACAUCCCCGUCCUCCAGAGCUGGGAGAGAGCGCUCCGACGCUCCAUGAAUUGGUACAACAAGCCUUGACGCCGGAUGCACACGCAGGGAGAUCCAGGGUCUGACCACAUAGGAAGAUAGAGAUACAAGUUUUUAGUCUAGGUGAAAGCAGAUGGAUCUUUUCCAACAAAAUGACUGUUUCAAGAUAUAACAACCAUCAGCUGUGUCUUUGGAAAUGAUACAAAGAAAUGAUACGUAAAUUAUUUGGUGAUGGUGACUCAGUGUGCUGCGCAACCUUUAACAGCAGCCACUUAGUCUUUGGGGUGUAAAUCACAAGUUUCAUCACGAUACAAUGAUACAAUACAUUGAUUCUUUGGACAACGA